Hyalella azteca is the source of this 2841-nucleotide messenger RNA. RefSeq names its product HAUS augmin-like complex subunit 3. NCBI's taxonomy places the organism in Eukaryota, Metazoa, Arthropoda, Malacostraca, Amphipoda, Hyalellidae. Bases 265 to 2169 code for a protein of 634 amino acids. The transcript is spliced from 12 exons. Gene Ontology annotation, cellular component: centrosome; mitotic spindle; HAUS complex. The record is from RefSeq and is a predicted model, not a curated record. Gene Ontology annotation, biological process: spindle assembly; centrosome cycle.
CACUGGCCAUACCAGCAUCAAUCAAGCUAUGAUUAUAAUGCAUAAAGCAGCAUAAACAAGUAAAGCAUGUUUUAUUUUUGCAAGUAUAAUAUGACUUCUUUAGUCCUUACCCAACCGGCCAACCUCUAUAAAUACCUAAUUUUUAAAUUCCACAUGUAUCCUAUGAUAGUGUUUUGGAUUUUCUUAAAGCUUGCAGCUUACUUUCCUUGUUACCACCUGAUGUAACUGAUAAGAUUAUUCCAAUGUUCUUGGAAUAAAUACAAAAUGUUAGGAUCAAAGCUAGUAGACAAAUUAGAAGAACUAGGCUUAUGUGAGCCUAAGUCUCUGGUUGGCUCUGACUUGGACUGGCUAUUUAUUGGAUCUGAAAAUGAAGCCCUGAAAGGUUUUUGCAACUGGUUCUGUGACAACAUAAAUUCUUCAGAUGUCCUGUCAGAAGAAGAGCUGCUUCAGUACCAAGAAUUGCAAAGAACUGGCCAAGUUUUAGAAGGGUCCCAGCUGGAUGCUAUGGCAGUUUGUUUAUCAGGCUUUAGUUCACUGGUGCCUACAAGUCAAGAGCCACUGUUAAAUGUGGAACUGACAGAGCCAGAAAUUCAAACUGAUCACAUCAUCAGAAUUGAGAGCCAUCUCAAAAAACUGGAUCAUAACCUCAAACGUUUGGAGGCAAGGAGAGCUCAGCUCAGCUUGCAGGAUCUGAGUGCUGGAUCAGAACUUGAAGAGCUACAAACUGCUCUUGCUUCAGAGGAGCGGUGUCUUGCCAGGCAACAGGCUGCUGCCUUGUCAGCAGCAGGAGAGCUCACUCAGAAUCUGACCAAACUUUCAGCCACUGUUGUGGAACUCACAGAAGUUUUAUCAAAAUUUGUUAUGAAGAGUGGUGAUGACGAGAAGCUGCUGGUGUGCAGUGACUUGUCAAGCUGGGAGCGUGAGGAGCGUAAUUGCUCCAGGGCUCUUGAGCAACUCUCCUCAAAACUUUUCUCUGUGGAAGAAACGGCUGGGUUCAAUCUCGGCGAGUCUGAGCAGCAGCAAGAUCUUACUGUAACCUGGCCUCCUGCCUUGCAAGCAAGCAGCAUGCACCAGGACCACGAAGCCGAGCUCAAAAGACUACAUGAACUUAUACUGAAGUGCAGCAUUAACUGCGCGACAGCGGAGGUGGAGGUAGCACGCAAAAAAGCUGAACUUCAGGAGGUCGGCCGAGCCCUCGAGCUCGUCACGAGGGGCCAGUACAGCUCGUGUGGGGAACUCAGUCUCAAUGAAGAGGCGAGGACAGCCCUAGGGACGCUGAGGUCGGUGCGCGAGGAGGUGGAGCAGCAGAAGUUGACGGUGGAGACGCUGGUGAAGACGUGUGCUGAGCGCCACAAGACCGCCACUCUCACUACUGACACCGCUGCUCGCCACGUCAGGCAGCUUUACUGCAGCGACCAGCUGCGACAGCUGACAUCGCUUUUCGUAGAGCAACAGGCGCGACACGACUACUUAUCCAUCAUGAUCCAAUGCGAGGUGAUGUCUGUAGAAGAAACUCUACAGCUUCUGAGAGAAGCCACAUCACUGUUGACACUACAGCACCACAGAGCCUUGCAGCGAGCAACCCAAAUGAAGGAGCUCACGUUGCGCGCUGAAGUAGAUCGCACGUUGGGUGGCCUGCCGGCGCCCCUAGCCACAUUGGGUGACCUCCUCUCAGUCUCGGAAGACAGCAGCACAAGUAACGAAGAAGUAAAUAAUGAUGGCACAGAAGACGACCUCUUCGCGACGAUGUCUCAAACAUUAAUGGGGUUGCCGGUGACGCUUAGCGACGAUCAUCGCAUUAAACACAAUUCUAAGGUGGCAGUUGCCUGCGAAGCGCUGGAUCAGCUGCUGGACACGCUGGAGAAGGGCAAGCAGGCGCUCGGUAGCUACCGUCACGCUCACGCUAUCAAAAAACUAUGGAGCAAGUGUGGGCUGCUGGAGGAGUGCCUGGGCGGAUCUGGCGGUCGCCUGCCAGGCUGCCUUCCUAACACGUGGUUGCCUGCGCGUCUGCUAGACGCUCAGUCCAGCCUGGAAGAUCAGGCCGCGCAGCUCAAGCACGAAAUACUGGCGUUCCUCUCACAGGACGAGCAGAAGAAAAAAAUUCUGAUUGCCCAACCUGAGCUGGCUGAGAAAUUGAGCUCGUGGAAUGAGGAACCCAAGUCACAGUGAGCCUGGGAACACAAGAAGAAGGAUUGGUUUAUUUCAUCGAUGAAAAAUAACACUCGGUAUGAAUCUUGGAGGACUAAUUCCAUUUAUUAUAACGCGUCUUAUAACGUUUUCUAUCAUUGUUAUUAUUAUCAUAAUCGUAUAAUGUUCAGAAUCUUAUAAUUAUUAUCAUGUAAAUUAUGAGCACUUCCACUUCCAUAUAAUCCUGAAUUCCCCGUUUUCGUUCGGUAAAAUUGAACAUUUUAUUCUUCCACUUCCUACCAUUUUUGUAACGCUUUUGCUCAGAUGGAGCCAUGCAAUUCGUUAGAUGUAUGAGGAACUGUUAAUUAUGUAUGAGGAACUGUUAAUUUAGGAUAAAUAAUGAUCUUAACGUCACAUAUUUAAUCGUGAACAAAUUGGAAUCGUAUGAGUAGGCACUCUGAACUAGAGUUCUGAACUAAUUAACCAAACUCAUCCGCCCAUCGUUAAGUAUCAAUCCAUUUCUUGUCAAUGGCUUGAAGAAAGUUACGGGGAAAAUCAAUCCUCAUUUGGUAGUGGUUGCUAAGGCCCAACUUGGCAUCUGAUGAAGGUCAAACAACACGUCGCCCAGAGUGACCAGGGCCACAAGUAGGACCGUCAAACACAAUAACUUCACGAUGAGUCCAGCUUUCAUCUGUAAAUAAAGUUGAUACUUUA